AUGGCCAUUACCAAGGUUCACGCUCGUUCCGUCUACGAUUCUCGUGGCAACCCCACCGUUGAGGUCGAUCUCGUCACUGAGACUGGCCUGCACCGGGCCAUUGUCCCCUCUGGCGCCUCUACCGGCCAGCACGAGGCUGUUGAGCUCCGCGAUGGCGACAAGGCCAAGUGGGCUGGCAAGGGCGUUUCCCAGGCCGUCGCCAACGUCAACACCGUCAUCGGCCCUGCUCUGAUCAAGGAGAAUCUUGAUGUUAAGGACCAGUCCAAGGUCGAUGAGUUCCUUAACUCUCUCGACGGUACCGCCAACAAGGGCAAGCUUGGCGCCAACGCCAUUCUCGGUGUCUCCUUGGCUGUCGCCAAGGCUGGUGCCGCUGAGAAGGGUGUCCCCCUGUACGCCCAUAUCUCCGAUCUUGCUGGUACCAAGAAGCCCUACGUUCUCCCUGUUCCUUUCAUGAAUGUUCUGAACGGCGGUUCCCACGCUGGUGGUCGCCUUGCUUUCCAGGAGUUCAUGAUUGUUCCUUCUGAAGCCUCUAGCUUCACCGAGGCCAUGCGCCAGGGUGCUGAGGUUUACCAGAAGCUCAAGGCCCUCGCCAAGAAGAAGUACGGCCAGUCCGCCGGCAACGUCGGCGACGAAGGUGGUGUUGCUCCUGAUAUUCAGACUGCCGACGAGGCUCUCGACCUCAUCAUGGAGUCUAUCGAGCAGGCUGGUUACACUGGCAAGAUCAAGAUUGCCAUGGACGUUGCUUCCAGCGAGUUCUACAAGACCGAGGAGAAGAAAUACGACCUGGACUUCAAGAACCCCGAGAGCGACCCCAGCAAGUGGCUGACCUACGAGCAGCUGGCUGCUCUCUAUGGUGACCUCUGCAAGAAGUACCCCAUUGUCUCCAUCGAGGAUCCCUUCGCCGAGGACGACUGGGAGGCCUGGAGCUACUUCUACAAGACUCAGGACAUUCAGAUUGUCGGUGAUGACUUGACUGUCACCAACCCUCUCCGUAUCAAGAAAGCCGUUGAGCUUAAGGCUUGCAAUGCCCUUCUCCUCAAGGUCAACCAGAUUGGUACCCUGACCGAGUCCAUCCAGGCCGCCAAGGACUCUUAUGCUGAUGGCUGGGGUGUCAUGGUCUCGCACCGCUCUGGCGAGACUGAAGACGUCACAAUUGCUGAUAUUGUCGUUGGCAUCCGCUCUGGUGAGAUCAAGACUGGUGCUCCUUGCCGCUCUGAGCGCCUGGCCAAGCUCAACCAGAUCCUUCGUAUUGAGGAAGAGCUUGGCGAUUUAGCUGUUUAUGCCGGUGCCAACUUCCGCAACUCUGUUAACCAGUAG
Molecule: messenger RNA, 1317 nt
Organism: Cordyceps fumosorosea ARSEF 2679
Lineage: Eukaryota; Fungi; Ascomycota; Sordariomycetes; Hypocreales; Cordycipitaceae
Product: Enolase
Exons: 5
Coding region: 1-1317 (438 amino acids)
Biological process (GO): glycolytic process
Cellular component (GO): phosphopyruvate hydratase complex
Molecular function (GO): magnesium ion binding; phosphopyruvate hydratase activity
Source: RefSeq, a predicted model, not a curated record